Molecule: messenger RNA, 4772 nt
Organism: Athene cunicularia (burrowing owl)
Lineage: Eukaryota; Metazoa; Chordata; Aves; Strigiformes; Strigidae
Gene: AAK1
Product: AP2 associated kinase 1
Exons: 22
Coding region: 1-2805 (934 amino acids)
Biological process (GO): protein phosphorylation
Molecular function (GO): ATP binding; protein kinase activity
Source: RefSeq, a predicted model, not a curated record
AUGUGUAAAGAUGGUAGGAACCAGCUGCAUCAGCCACCCAGCGAUGAUGAGGCAAACGGUGGCCCGGGCAGCGGGUACAUCGGGAGGGUGUUCAGCAUCGGCCGGCACCAGGUGACGGUGGACGAGGUGCUGGCGGAAGGUGGAUUCGCCAUAGUGUUUCUUGUGAGGACUAACAAUGGGAUGAAAUGUGCCCUGAAGCGGAUGUACGUCAAUAACGAGUAUGACUUGCAAGUCUGCAAAAGAGAAAUCCAAAUCAUGCGGGACCUGUCUGGCCACAAGAACAUUGUUGGGUACAUUGAUUCCAGUAUAAAUUCCGUAAGCAGUGGCGACGUGUGGGAAGUGCUGAUACUAAUGGACUUCUGUCGAGGAGGUCAAGUGGUGAACCUCAUGAACCAACGCCUGCAGACCGGCUUCACGGAGAAUGAGGUCCUGCAGAUCUUCUGUGACACCUGCGAAGCCGUAGCCAGGUUGCAUCAGUGUAAAACGCCAAUAAUCCACAGGGAUUUGAAGGUUGAGAACAUCCUGCUCCACGAUCGUGGCCACUAUGUCCUGUGUGACUUUGGAAGUGCUACUAACAAAUUCCAGAACCCUCAAACAGAAGGGGUGAACGCAGUAGAGGAGGAGAUCAAAAAGUACACUACGUUAUCCUACAGAGCACCAGAAAUGGUCAACCUCUAUAGUGGCAAACUUAUUACUACAAAAGCAGACAUAUGGGCCCUUGGCUGUUUACUGUACAAGCUGUGUUACUUCACCUUGCCGUUUGGGGAGAGUCAGGUGGCAAUCUGUGAUGGCAAUUUCACCAUUCCAGAUAAUUCUCGGCACUCACAAGACAUGCACUGCCUCAUCCGGUAUAUGCUUGAGCCAGACCCUGAUAAGAGACCUGAUAUUUAUCAGGUUUCCUACUUUGCAUUCAAAUUGGCAAAGAAGGAAUGCCCAGUCCAGAAUGUCCAGAAUUCUCCAAUCCCCGCUAAACUCCCAGACCCGGUUAAAGCAAGUGAAGCUGCUGCAAAGAAGAGUCAACCAAAGGCCAGGCUGACAGAUCCCAUCCCUACAACAGAAACUUCCAUAGCACCCCGCCAGAGACCUAAAGCAGGACAGACACAGCCCAACCCUGGAAUUUUACCCAUUCAGCCAGCCCUGACGCCGAGGAAGAGACCCACGGCUCAAGCAGCCAUUCAGCCCCAAGUUGCAGGACCUGCUGCCCUGGUCAGUGGUCAGCCUUCGCUCCCUGCAAGUGUCCCCCAGCAAAAAGCAGCACCUCCACAGACUCCGGCACAGCCGCAAGCCAAGCAGGCACCCGCUCCGCAGCAGGCCUCGCAGGCGCAGCCCCAGGUCCCUUCUACUCAGCCACAGGCCACACCUCAGCAUCAACAGCAGCUUUUCUUGAAGCAGCAGCUUCUGCAACAGCAGCAGCAGCAGCAGCAGCAACAGGCUGCCUAUUAUCAGCAGCAGCAGAUGAUGCAGGCUCAGCAGUUCCCAGUGAUGCAGCAAGGAGCGCCAGCACAGCAGCAGCUGAUGCAGAACUAUUACCAGCAGCAGCAACAGCAGCAGCAGAUGAUGGCCCAGCAGGCAGCGAUGCAGCAGAAGACAGCAGUAGCAGCAGUCCAGCAGAAGCAGCAAGCCCCGGCACCGCCGCAGCCCCCGGCCCAGCCGAGCGCGGCCCAGCCGGUGCAGCCGCAGGAGCAAGUGAUGCAGGCACAAAUGAGGCCACAGCAAAAACCUCAAACCACGCCCCCCCCAGCAGUGCAAGGACAGAAGCUGGGCUCCCUCACCCCUCCGUCCUCCCCCAAGACGCAGCGUGCAGGACACAGGAGGAUUCUGAGCGACGUGACCCACAGUGCGGUUUUUGGGGUUCCAGCCAGCAAGUCUACGCAGCUCCUGCAGGCAGCUGCUGCUGAAGCCAGUCUCAACAAAUCCAAAUCUGCUUCCACCACGCCCUCGGGUUCCCCAAGGACCUCACAGCAGAAUGUCUAUAACCCGCCUGACGUCUCCACGUGGAAUCCCUUUGAUGAUGAUAACUUCUCCAAACUCACAGCUGAGGAGCUGCUGAACAAGGACUUCGCAAAGCUAAGCGAUGGGAAAGCUCCAGAAAAGAUGGGCAGUUCCACAGAGAACUUGAUUCCAGGUUUCCAGCCAGCUUCAUCUGCAACCCAGGCAGAUGCAUUUGGUGGCUCUUCCUUCACUGCUGGAUCAGCUGAAAAAACGAAAGACAUUCUGAGUUUGGACGCUAGCCCUCCUCUUCUGACUGUGCCUGAUCCUUUCAUUCCUCUCCCGCUGUCCGACACGCCAGAAAAACUGAUUGAGGGACUCAAAUCUCCUGAGACUGCGCUUCUGCUCCCUGAUAUCCUGCCUCUCGCUGACCCCUUCGGUAGCACGUCAGACGCUGUGAAUGGAAAACCUGACGUAGCUGUUGAGAGUCUCAUACCGGGCCUCGAGGCUCCCUUGCCCCAACGCCUUGUGUCACAGACCGAGUCGGUUGCCUCCAACAGAACAGACUCUCUCACUGGGGAAGACUCUCUGCUUGACUGUUCUCUGCUUUCUAACCCUGCUGCUGACCUCUUGGACGAGUUUGCUCCCGUAGCUUUCGCGGCUCAGCCUCACAAAGAAGAUACUAACCUGAUAUCAGGCUUUGAUGCUCCUGAGGGCUCUGAAAAAGUGACAGAAGAUGAAUUUGACCCAAUUCCAGUGUUGAUAUCCAAAAAUUCACAAGGUGGGCAUUCUAGAAACAACAGUGGAAGCUCUGAGUCCAGUCUUCCCAACAUAGCCAGGUCUUUACUGCUGGUGGAUCAGCUCAUAGACCUGUAGCAGUGACACAGUAGCAGACGCAGUUUCUGUAACGUACCUAAUCCUCCGUUUUCAUUUCCAGAAGAGUUACCUUCUUUUUUUUUUUUUUUUUUUUUUUUUUUUUGGCUCCUUAAUUGAAAGAAAAACAAAUCUACCUACAGGAGACAGUCAUCCACCUUUCUCCCUGUCUUCCCAUGCUCUGGGAAAGAUUCUGUCUCAGUUCUCCAGGUAGUCCUCUCUAAAGCUGGUAAAAAGCUGUUGUGGUUCCUUCUGCACCUGUCUCUAGUAGCCUGUGUCUAAAGGGAGCGCUGUCCUUAGCCGCCCUGCCGGGAUGAACACAUAGCACCGUGGAAAGCCUAACUGUAAAUGAAUUAGCUCAUUGUAGCUGACCUGUGAUCCCUGCGUACAACAGACUCCUUUCUCCUUAGAGUAGUGCGUGAACAACUGUGUUUCAAUCUUUGCGUUUGUGUUUUUGGGUUUGGUUUUUGUUCUGUUCCUGUUUUCUGAUGAAUGGGCAGGAGGAAGGGGACAGGUGGAAUCGGUAGGGACGUCCCUCUCCUGCAGAAUACAGGUUAGGAGAGCUGAUGUUUCUAAAUUGCCAGUACAUGCUUCAGAGGAGGAGAAAGCACUGAAUGCCUCUGAAGUAGUCUUGCCUAGUACCUCUGGUGAUGGUGCGUAUGAAGAGAGUUUUCCGGACUGCCCCCAACUAAUGGUUUGCUGUUUAACAAUCCUGCUUGCAAAUGAACUGCGCUUCCUUGGGGAAGGGGAAAAAAAGAAAAAAAAGAAAAAAAAAAACAAACAACCCGAUUGUUAAAGCUGCAGAAAUGACCCUAAGUGAAAUAUAACAAGUUUUUGAACCAAAUACAUGUGAGUAUGGCUGUGACCUAGCGUUUUGUUCACCUUUCUGGAUGAAAAGGGCAUUGUGGCAGCAGCAGAUGUAUUUUCUGUGACUUCUUUUCUGUGUUUGACUGGAAAAAAAGAAAAUCCCCCCCAACCUACUGUAAAUUGUGUAUGAAACAAAUUGUCCUACGGUUGUUUGUCUAUUUUUAAUCCUGGUUUUAGUCAAGCAUCUGGUAUCUGUUCUGGGUUCCCCUUUUUCUCUUGUAACUGCAUAUAGUGCAAACCAGUUCAGUAUGGAACCAUUUGUUUCAGUAGACAAAGAUUACUGUGGACUUUACGCCACGCUUCAGUCUUUGUGGAACAAGCAUGCACUUGAUUCAGAUGGUUUGAAAUAAGUGCUGCUACAACCUGAUGGGUUUUUACCUUUUCUUUCUCCCUUCACAUGCUUAGUUUGUCAACUAGCUGGAUACGCUAAACUUGUUUUCAUUGGCUUAUGGUCAUGAAGUCCGGAAUUUCUAUCUUGUAUUUGAAAGCUCUUUCUGAACAGAAGGACUCUUCCUCUGUAGUGGAAUAAUUAAUAGCUUACUGCUAACCUUGUGUAUGUGUAUGUAGCUGUAUUAGUAAAAGUGCAGUUUCCCAUGUGCGAAAGUAUGAACGACUGAAAUAUGUAUGUACUGCCCUCUCGCUAAGAAGGAAAGAAAUCAAAGUUCGUGACUACUCCUUUCCUAUCUCCAGUCUCUCCGCUAUUCCCCCACCCCAACACUUAGUUUAACAAAUUCUGUAAAUAGAACUACCAUCGAUUGUGUCUGCUCUACAUUACUCUUCUUUUAAAACCUACACUUAAUAAUAAAAGUAUUGCUUAAGUGUGUUGUAUCAUUACAUGUGUAUACUGCACUUUCCAAGAGAAGCUUUACAUGAGAACUAUGGAAAUGACCUUAGUAAAAUUGUGGAUAGAACUUUAUUAUUUUUUUGUUUUAUAUUCCUAAAGCACAGGCAAGCUGGACUGGAAAACAUGAAGACGCUAUAGAUAGAAAGUUAUUGUAUAGUCAGAUACUGAGAUUAUAUGAAAAGAGAAUGGAUUUUAAAAAGUAACCAUCUACUGUAUAUUAGAAACAAAGAUUUCUGUGAAUUAAAGUACUUUUAAAGAA